Messenger RNA from Ceratotherium simum simum (southern white rhinoceros), 1123 nucleotides. It is a transcript of the gene ATP6V0C, whose product is annotated as ATPase H+ transporting V0 subunit c. Gene Ontology annotation, cellular component: proton-transporting V-type ATPase, V0 domain. Gene Ontology annotation, biological process: proton transmembrane transport. Gene Ontology annotation, molecular function: proton-transporting ATPase activity, rotational mechanism. Lineage: Eukaryota; Metazoa; Chordata; Mammalia; Perissodactyla; Rhinocerotidae. The record is from RefSeq and is a predicted model, not a curated record.
AUUUAGAGCGCAGCGGCUGACGGGCUGCGUCGCCUUCGCAGCUGCCUGGCCGGCUCUGUCUCUCGCACCCGCCCGCUCGCCCGCUGAGCCCUCGCCCCCUCCCCACCCGCAGACAUGUCCGAGACUAAGAACGGCCCCGAGUACGCCUCCUUUUUCGCGGUCAUGGGCGCCUCGGCCGCCAUGGUCUUCAGCGCCCUGGGUGCUGCCUACGGGACGGCCAAGAGUGGCACGGGCAUCGCGGCCAUGUCUGUCAUGCGGCCAGAGCUGAUCAUGAAGUCCAUCAUCCCAGUGGUCAUGGCUGGCAUCAUAGCUAUCUACGGCCUGGUGGUGGCGGUCCUCAUCGCCAACUCCCUGAAUGAUGGCAUCACUCUUUACAGGAGCUUCCUCCAACUGGGCGCGGGCCUGAGUGUGGGCCUGAGCGGGCUGGCAGCUGGCUUUGCCAUCGGCAUUGUGGGGGAUGCCGGAGUGCGGGGCACUGCCCAGCAGCCUCGGCUAUUCGUGGGCAUGAUCCUCAUCCUCAUCUUCGCUGAGGUCCUUGGCCUCUAUGGUCUCAUCGUGGCCCUCAUCCUUUCCACAAAGUAGCUCUUCUCUGAGCCCACCAGCCACAGAAUAUGAUGUAAAGACCACCCCCUCCUCAUUCCAGAACGAACAGCCUGACACACACGCACGGGGCAGCUGCCCCCCAGUAGUUGGUCUUGUAAAUGCGCAGUGUCCUAGUGCCCAUCAUCCGUUGCCCCUGGCCUUGCCCCUGCCCGCCCCGUGCCGUGGACAUCUGGGCCCACUCAUCACCCACCCAGGCCCCCGACCAGUGAGGAUGCAGGCCCCUGGCCGCCCCCACCCACCUGCUCUAGAAUGUUCUGUGUAUAAGAAUGAAUUAGAGUUGUCAUUUUCUUCACUGGAUGUUUAUUUAUGAAGAUUUGACCUGUUAUGCGUCUGUGGAGCAGCCCUCCGUCUCCCAACUAUAUAGUAAUCUUAGGUAGAGUGUUGCCUUGUGGGGUCACCGUUUGCUGAGACCUCUUGGACGGAACCACCCUCCUCCAGCCGUGGCUGCCUGGGCCGCGUGCUGGGCCUGCCGGGGCCUGGCGCUGAGCCGUGCCCAAUAAAGUUCUCAGAUGUGACUGGA